Pediculus humanus corporis (human body louse) is the source of this 243-nucleotide messenger RNA. RefSeq lists its product as uncharacterized. The record is from RefSeq and is a predicted model, not a curated record. The coding region runs from base 1 to 243 and encodes 80 amino acids. The transcript is spliced from 2 exons. NCBI's taxonomy places the organism in Eukaryota, Metazoa, Arthropoda, Insecta, Psocodea, Pediculidae.
AUGUCUUUCGCGAAAAUUGAAAAUGAUAAUAAAAAAGUUUCCUGUCGCUUUGCACUGAACGAAACCGAUUCGCAGGAAAAAAUUAAGGAAAAUGACGCGGAAAAAUAUGUCAAAAAUGAAAAUCGUGGGGGAAGAGUAGGGGGAUCAGAAGAAGGAAGAAGCAGCGGGGAGGGGGGAAACGGGCCUUUUACAGCGCGAAAAAAUGGCGUCGGGAAAAACUUUUUUAAAAAUUCCAAUCGUUAA